Molecule: messenger RNA, 4802 nt
Organism: Phasianus colchicus (ring-necked pheasant)
Lineage: Eukaryota; Metazoa; Chordata; Aves; Galliformes; Phasianidae
Source: RefSeq, a predicted model, not a curated record
GUAAAAAUUCCUUUAUUCAAAAGGAAUCUUUGGCAGAUAGCAUCAAAGGUUUAAAACUCUGGAAGGAUGAAAAGAAAACCCCACUUUUACCCCGAUUUUCCCUACAGAUCAAUGCCUGUGUGAAAUUUGCCUGGGAAUUAUGAGCUAUUUACUGUAUUAUGCAGUGUUUUCUUUCACUGUUUCUAAAGGCUCCUGUGGUUCCUUUCACAUUCAAGAUUUAGGGAUAUUUUUGUACAUGAAAUGUAAAUGAGUGAAUGCAUUGGUGGAACGCAAGGGAAAAAUGCUGGUUUUAGACAGUUCUCCUCUCCCCUAUUUUAUCACAUGUUGGAGUAUUGGUUUUAUGGCAUCUAAAUUUAUGGGUACAUAUUUUUCUGCCAAAGCCCACUGACAUGUUCUGCAUGCUCCAUCAAGCUCUUUCUAUGUUUCUUCACUUGAUUCACUGCUCCACAGGAUAUGAAUCAGUCCUGAAGCAUAACCCUCAAUCUCUUCUUAACCAGAAUAAUGUAGUGUGUUUUCUAGUUAUUUAUUGUGUAUGUCAUCAUCUAAUUACACAAACGAAAGAGUGUACAGUCUCAGUAUUUGCUGUAAAACUCAUGUUGGCUAUUGAUCAGUGCAGGGCCUGAAGUUUCUCUGUUGCAUAUAAACAGCUUACACAGAUGCUAAAGCCUGUCUUCAACCAAGAACCCACUGCAGCAUGGAGCUGGGGUAUGGGCUAGAGGGGAAAUGGCCUGCUUGGACAAUUUCUUUUGCUCCUCAGUUACAGAAAGAGGCUUGAGGAGAUGGAAAGCUCUCUCUAUUAUUGUCUUCAGUUUUGGGCCACUCACUGCAAGAAAGAUAGCGAGUUGCUCAAUCACACACAGAAAAGAGAAAGCAAGACAUAUAUGUAAUAAUCAAGAGAAAUGGGGCUGUUCAGUCUGGAGAAAUGGAAGCUGAGGAGAGUCCUUAUUGCUCUCUCUAUCUAUUCAAAAGGAGCAAAGAGGGUUUUGGUCUAUUUUCUCAGUUGACCAUUGAUAGCACAUGGGGAAACAGUCUUAAGUUGUACCAGGGGAGGUAUAGACUGGACAUUAGGAAGAGUUUCUCACAGAGAUAGUAGGCAAGUUUUGGAACAGGCUGCUGAGGGAGAGAGUGGAAUCCCAAUCCCUAAAGGUAUUUGAGAAACGUAGUUGGAAGUUGGACCUGAUGAUCUUGAACGUCUUUUCCAAAUAUGAUUCUUUCUGUUGAUGCUUUUUGCAUCUCUUUGUGCAUUGAUUGAAAUUGAAUCCCUUAAAGCCUCUGUUUAUUUUCCACAGUGUGAAGUGAAGAAGUAAAGUCUCCCAGCUGAACUACUAUGAGGUCAGAAGCCUUGCUGCUAUAUUUCACACUGCUACACUUUGCUGGGGCUGGUUUCCCAGAAGAUUCUGAGCCGAUCAGUAUUUCGCAUGGCAACUAUACAAGACAGUAUCCGGUGUUUGUGGGUCACAAGCCGGGACGGAACACCACGCAGAGGCAUCGGCUGGACAUCCAGCUGGUCACGGUCAUGAACAGAACCCUCUACGUUGCUGCUAGGGACCAUAUUUAUACUGUUGAUAUGGACACAUCACAUACAGAAGAAAUUUAUUUUAGCAAAAAAUUGACAUGGAAAUCUAGACAAACUGAUGUAGACACAUGCAGAAUGAAGGGAAAACAUAAGGAUGAAUGCCAUAAUUUCAUUAAGGUUCUCCUAAAAAGAAACGAAGAUACACUGUUUAUCUGUGGAACAAAUGCAUUCAACCCUUCUUGCAGGAACUAUAAGGUGGAUACACUGGAGUUCCUGGGUGAUGAGUUCAGUGGAAUGGCCAGGUGCCCCUACGAUGCAAAGCAUGCCAACGUUGCGUUGUUCGCGGAGGGAAAGCUGUAUUCUGCUACAGUGACCGACUUCCUAGCAAUAGAUGCAGUCAUAUACCGGAGCCUUGGAGAAAGCCCAACUCUGCGGACAGUGAAACAUGACUCAAAGUGGUUGAAAGAACCAUACUUUGUCCAAGCAGUGGACUACGGCAAUUAUAUUUACUUCUUCUUCCGGGAAAUAGCAGUGGAGUACAACAGCAUGGGAAAGGUAGUUUUCCCAAGGGUGGCUCAGGUUUGCAAAAAUGAUAUGGGAGGAUCUCAGAGAGUGCUGGAAAAACAGUGGACUUCCUUCCUCAAGGCUCGUUUGAACUGCUCAGUUCCGGGUGAUUCACACUUCUACUUCAACAUACUGCAGGCAGUUACAGAUGUUAUCCAUUUCAAUGGCCGGGAUGUUGUUUUAGCAACCUUCUCCACUCCAUAUAACAGCAUCCCUGGCUCUGCAGUUUGUGCCUAUGACAUGCUUGACAUUGCCAGUGUAUUCACUGGGAGAUUCAAAGAACAAAAGUCUCCAGACUCCACAUGGACACCGGUUCCUGAUGAAAGAGUGCCCAAACCCAGACCAGGUUGUUGUGCUGGCUCUACAUCAUUAGAAAAAUACGCAACCUCUAGUGAGUUCCCAGAUGAUACUCUGAACUUCAUCAAAACACACCCACUGAUGGAUGAGGCUGUACCUUCCAUUGUCAAUCGACCCUGGUUCCUGAGAACAAUGGUUAGAUACCGUCUCACCAAAAUUGCUGUUGACUCUGCUGCUGGGCCAUAUAAGAACUACACUGUGGUUUUCUUGGGAUCAGAGAAGGGAAUCAUCCUGAAGUUCUUGGCACGGACAGGAAACAGCGGUUUCCUAAAUGACAGCCUUUUCCUGGAGGAGAUGAACAUCUACAAUCCUGAAAAGUGCAGUUACGAUGGCAUGGAAGACAAGCGUAUUGUGGCUAUGCAGCUUGACAAACCCAGCAGCGCCCUUUACGUUGCCUUCUCCACCUGUGUCAUCAAAGUUCCCCUGGGGCGGUGUGAGCGUCAUGGCAAAUGCAAAAAGGCCUGCAUAGCAUCCAGAGACCCCUACUGCGGCUGGGUGAAGGAGAGUGGGGCGUGCACACAGCUGGUCCUUGGUGCUAAGCUGGUGUUUGAGCAGGACAUAGAGCAUGGCAAUACAGAUGGCCUGGGGGACUGCCAAAAUUCCUUCGUAGCCCUGAAUGGACAUUCCAGUUCACUAGUUCCAAGCACCACCUCUUCCGACUCUUGGGCUCGACAGGGUUAUGAUGCUAGGGGACGCAUGCUGGAUUGGAAGGAUCCGCUUGGUUCAUCCGAAAAUACAGAUCCAUAUGUGGCAGUUUCAUCCCAUAAUCAUCAAGACAAGAAGGGAGUGAUUCGUGAGAGUUACCUGAAGGGUCAUGAUCAGCUGGUGCCGGUCACCCUGUUGGCCAUUGCAGUAAUUCUAGCUUUUGUAAUGGGGGCCGUCUUUUCGGGCAUCGUAGUGUACUGUAUCUGUGACCAUCGCCGCAGAGAUGUGGCUGUUGUGCAGAAAAAGGAGAAGGAACUGACCCACUCCCGCCGCGGCUCCAUGAGCAGUGUUACCAAGCUCAGUGGCCUCUUUGGAGAUGCUCAGUCCAAAGAACCAAAGCCUGAAGCUAUCCUCACACCUUUGAUGCACAAUGGCAAGCUGGCUACACCAGGUAGCACUACCAAGAUGCUAAUCAAGGCUGACCAGCAUCAUCUGGACCUGGCUGCCCUGCCAACCCCAGAGUCCACCCCAACCCUGCAGCAGAAAAGGAAGCCCAGCCGUGGCAGCAGAGAGUGGGAAAGAAACCAGAACCUCAUCAAUGCCUGCACAAAAGAUAUCCCCCCAAUGGCCUCACCCGUGAUCCCAACUGACCUGCCACUCAGGGCUUCUCCUAGCCACAUUCCUAGUGUUAUGGUUCUGCCUAUUGCCCAACAAGGCUACCAACAUGAGUAUGUUGACCAGCCAAAAAUAAGUGAUGGGGCUCAGAUGUCUGUGGAGGACCAGAAUGCCACUCUUGAGUACAAAACUAUCAAGGACCAUCUCAGUAGCAAAAGCCCCAGCCAUGGGGUUAACCUGGUGGAAAAUCUUGACAGCAUGCCGCCAAAGGUACCUCAGCGGGAAGCCUCACUCGGACCCCCGAGCACCUCCCUGUCUCAGAGUGGCCUGAGCAAGCGGCUAGAUAUGCAUUCUUCUGCUUACAGCGUGGACUACAAGAGAAACUACCCUACAAACUCACUUACAAGAAGUCACCAGGUGUCGACCCUCAAAAGAAACAACACCAACUCCUCUAACUCAUCACACCUCUCUCGAAAUCAGAGCUUUGGCAGGGGUGACAACCCACCGCCAGCUCCGCAGCGGGUGGACUCCAUACAAGUCCACGCUGCACAGGCACAGGCCAUGACUGUAUCACGACAGCCGAGUCUCACCACGUACAAUUCUCUGACCAGGUCAGGGUUGAAACGCACGCCCUCGCUAAAGCCAGAUGUACCUCCCAAACCUUCCUUUGCUCCGCUCUCCACAUCCAUGAAGCCCAAUGAUGCGUGUACAUAAUCACAGUGGGGUGGGUGGGGGGAGAACAGCAGUUAAGCAGAAGUUGCCCUUGAAAGCCAGUGUUCUGAAACUGCUCCUCUAAGAAGAUGGUUGUUGCAAGUGAGGACGUGUUGUUUCUGCUCUCUGGGAAAAGUGGAAUAUUUUUUUAACCCGAGCCAUAUGACCUAUGGUUGAAGGUUUGCAAUCGCAGGACUCGCCCCCACAGACCUUCAGUUCUUUGCUUAAAGGACUAGCUCUCCAUCACAAACAUUGAGCCAAAAGCACACAGGUGAAAGAUGACUGUGACAUUUCACCCCCCCCCCAAACUGCAAAGUGCAUUCCUGAACUGGGAAAGAGUGCUCUGGAAAGCAAAACCAGUAAUUAAAAACAUAAUUAAAAUAAAAAUAGAAAA